Molecule: messenger RNA, 9590 nt
Organism: Polypterus senegalus (gray bichir)
Lineage: Eukaryota; Metazoa; Chordata; Cladistia; Polypteriformes; Polypteridae
Gene: nes
Product: nestin
Exons: 4
Coding region: 177-8777 (2866 amino acids)
Biological process (GO): positive regulation of intermediate filament depolymerization
Cellular component (GO): intermediate filament
Molecular function (GO): CCR5 chemokine receptor binding; intermediate filament binding
Source: RefSeq, a predicted model, not a curated record
GAGAGUCAUUCAAAGCCUCAGAGGCUCUCGGGUGCACUCAACAAUCAGACGCACUCUCUCACUGACAAAAGCAGGAGGCUGCUGGCAAGCAUAGGAUAAAAGUGAGGAAACUGAUUCAUUUAUUGGUUUUGCCUCUUCCUUAUAUAGCAAAACAUCAUAAUUCCUAGCUAGGAACCAUGGAGCAGACCAUUGGCGGGAGUAGACAACAGCUUGGACAGGAAAAGUAUCAGAUGUGGGAUCUCAACAAACGUCUGGAGUCGUACCUGUCAAGAGUGAAGUUUCUAGAAGAAGAGAAUGAUUUUCUCCGGGGUGAAAUUCAGCAUCUUAAAAGAAACCAAGAUGCCAGGUCAUGGAAGUCCGAGUUUGAAGAAGAGCUCCGUCAAGCAAGACAGAAGUUGGAAGAUGCUUGGAAAGAGUUAGACAAAGCAGAAAUGGAUAAAGAUCGCAUAAGUGAAGAAGUGGAGCUUAUGAGGAGCAAAAGGCAAAAAGAGCAGGAAGCCCAGGGAGCCAUAAAGAAGCAGCUCUCUGACAUGAAAAAGGCACUAGAAGAGGAGAGAAGAGCUCAGAUCUGGUUGAAAGAAAAAGCUGCCCAGCUGGAACAGGAACUCCAGUUGGAGGUGGAAGCUCACCAAGAUGACUCGUCCAGUUUGAAAGCUCAGAUAUCUAUUGCAGCACCUGUACAGACUCAGAGCACUUAUGCUCAUCACAGUCUGCAGGUAGAAGAUUUUGGGAAAUGCUAUGCGGAACGGGCCAGUGAAAUGUGGAAAGCCAUGACAGAAGCCUAUGACCACCAGAUUUCUCACCUUGAAGAAUCUUUAGCUCAAGCUAAGGCUCAGCUCAUCCAAGUUUCUGAAGAGAAAAAAGCAAACUGCCUGCGGUUACAAGGGCUAACCAAAGAGUUAGAGGCAGCUCAGGGUCAGAAAAAGCUGAUUGAGAAGAAUAUGGCUGAAAGAUGGGCACAGCAGCGUAAAGAGUUGGAGAAAAUAGAGGCCUUAAUUGAAACACUGGAAAUGGAAAAGGAGGCACUCAGUGAUCAAAUCUCUCAUAUUCUUGAUGACCGUCAGCAGCUCAUGCAACUGAAAAUGUCACUGUGCCUUGAAGUGGCUACUUACAGAGCUCUUCUGGAUGCUGAAAGUUUGAAAGUAAAGAUGCCUCUAGGAGAAUUACAAAGAUCCUCCUUCAGAAAAGAUAUCAAACUGGAAAAAAGUGAAGGACUUGGACACAAUAUUCAUUCACCUCUGGUCAGGAUUGCUGAAAGUGGGGAAGCUCACAUGAAAAAGAGCUCACCACAGUUUUAUACUCCUUCACAGACAAAAUCUCUCAUGUUAACAUCAACACCUUUUGUGCCUUCAGAAGAAAGCCCUAAAGUACCUCAAAAGAUUAUGAUGGCGACAAGUUUAGUUACAGGAAACACACACAUAGAAAACCUAAAUGCAGCUGUUGAAACCAAGGACAGCACUCCAGUGUCAGUAUCCAGAUCAAAAGGAAACACUGAAGAAGUACUCAGUAACUCAAUGGAAGAGGUGACAUCCAAUGCAUCUCCUCCUGACGUUACACAUGAAAAAGUCACCCAUGGCACAUUCAGUGCUGAAUCAUCAGCUUCAGUGCCAGAUUUUGACGUUGAGCUAACUGCAGAGAAAACAACAGAUACCUUAACUUAUUCAAUACCAUUGUAUGAUCAUAGUAAAAAUGAAACAAGUAGUGAAAAUACAGCUGAACAUUUUAUAAAAGAAAGUAGCGAGAGUCAGGAUUAUUUGGAGAGCUGUGAUGGUAGCAAAACACAUACUAAGGCACUUCCAGUAGAAGUCCAAGAAUACAAUAACAUUGAUGUGCCCGAUACUCAUCAAGAACCCAUAACCAAAGAGCAGGAGGUUCAAAUAACAGAGGAGGAAGGAAAUGACAAAGAAAUGACCAAAGAGAAGACAAUGAAUGUUGCAGAAGGGCCACAGUUUGAACAUCUGGUCUGCAAUACACAAUCACAUAUAAUGAAUGAAACUGAAACACAAAUGACACCUGUGGUCAUUCAUUCAGAUGACACAGUGAAAACUGAACUUGCUUCAGCAUCUACAGUUAAUUAUGUGAAGGAUACAACACUAGAACAUUUGGAUUUAAAAUCUACUGCUAUAGAAAAAGCUGCAGAAACUGACAUAUCUUCAGACCAUCAUGCUAUUGAUGUGAAUGCCAAAGGUAAAGAAAAGGAAGAAGAGUUGCAGCAUGAUCUGGACAGUCCAAUAUCUGAAUCAACAGACAUUGCAGUACAAUCUAUUAGCACAAACAGUGAAAUGAUUAAAGAUCAAAUUUUGGAACUGAAUGAUAUUGAACAAGAAAGUGACACCUGGAAGGCUGAAGAUUCAUCAUCCACUGUUGUGCAAGCUCCUAUAGAUGAAUCAGAAUAUCCCAUAUCAGAAACUGACUUUCUACAAAAUGCUGGUAAAUUAGAGUCAAAUCAGCAUGAUUCUACUAAUGAUAUCACUGAAGUGACCAAAGAGGAUGCAGAAUCAGAACAUAGCAUACAUUUAGUCCCAGGCAACAUGGACUUAAUAAAAGGAAGCCAAGAAAUUAUUACAGAACAGCUAACUUUAGAGAAUGACUUUGAGAAACAGAACAUCCCAGAAACAUCCCUAAGCAAUGGGAAAGGGGGCCUUAUAGAGAGUAUGGAGAGCUGUGCACUUGAUGGGACACUGGCUGAUACAGAUUCACACACUGUACAUGGAAAGAUUUUUGAAAACAAUAGCAGAAAUUUAGAGGAAGAACAUGAGGAGGAAAUUGGCAAAAUGGCAGAGGAAAAUCUGUUCCUAAAAGAGAGCAAACAUGAAGCUCUUUCGAAUACCAUGCCACAGCUUCAAAAUCCAGAAACAGCUGUUUCCCCUGAAGUCUUAGACGAAGGUUUUGAAGAGAAAAUUGCAGAGGAACUUAGAACUGAAACAAAUGUAAUGGAAAGCUUGACACAAGAAGGUAUGGAAGUAGCAAUGGAAAGUGAUGAACACACUGAACUAUAUACUGAAGCAGAGAUUGAAACAGAAGAGGAAGCACAUAUUCAAUUGGAACAUGAAGCAUCCAGUGAUCCUGAGGAAACAUAUGAAAUAAAUCAGGAAGAAAAUACUCAAUUGAGGGGAGAUAGUGAAGGAUUAAAUGGUAUGCAUGUGGAACAAGAUGACUCUCUGGUAAAUGCAAUUAAAGAGGGAGGCAUGUACUCAUUUCACGAAAAUGCCUUGGAAGAUGAGAAAAACAUACACUUAGUGGUGGAGGAGAACAAAGAUGAAUCAACAGCAACAGAAAAUGAAAAAGAUUCAGGUCUCCAGAGUGAGCCUGAAGUGACCCAGGAAACAGCCACACAUUUAACAGCAAACAAUGAAGAGAACUUUUGCCUUCCUGAAGAAAUAGAGAUGGCACAAGAAGAAGAUAUAGCAGAACACGAUGAAGAUAUUAAUUCGAAUAAUGAAACACAUGCAGACAUACAGAUAACAACAGUAAAUCAAGAUGACUCCUCUAAUGAUCCAGAUAAACUUCUGGUGAAAGAUACAUGUUUAACAACAGGUAGUGAAGGAAGUAACAUAUUUAAAACAGAAGAGACAGCCAGUGAGGAAAGAGUAAGGUUAACAGAGGAAAAAGAUGAAGAACCAAAAAUGGAAACACAAUCUCAUUUACCAGUGAAUGAUGAAGGAGAUAUCAUGCAGGAAAAAGGAAUUCACACAAUAGAGGAAAAUGACGAAAAUGGAGACGUUCCUAAACAAACAGAGGUAGAGGAAGAGGAGCCUCAGACAUUGGAAAUUAAAGAUGAUACCAGUCUUUCAAAUGAAACAGAAAUAAACUUGGAGAAAGUUACAAAUCUGAUGGAACUGAAAAGUGAAAAAUGCCUUGGCAAAGAACAGGGUAUACAAGAAAAAAUGGAAAAUGAUGAAUACACAGAUAUAUCUGAAGAAAGAGACACGGAAGAGGAGGAAUAUACAUAUAAUACAUUGGAAAAAGAAAAGGAUGACAGCCUAUCUAAAGAAACAGAGAUCAUUCAGGAAAAAGACAUACAAACAUACAGAGAAAUUGAAGGCGAUGAACACUUUUCUCAAAAGACAGAACUAGAUCAAAUAUCUGAGGAAAUUAAAGAACUCACUACGGCACUUGAAGAAAAAGAAAUAGACCUGGGAGAAGAAUUACAUAUCUCAGGAGAAACUGAAGAACAAACUGACCUAUUUAAAGAAGCAGAAAACGAACAGGGAAAAGACACACUAAUAUCUGAGGAAACUGAAGGAUCUAAAGGAUCAGAGAUGGAUCAUGAAGAACAAAGACAGAUAAUAAUGCAUGCUGAAGAAGAAAUGGGUUUAUCUAAAGAAACUGGGAAAGACCAGAAAGACGAUAAAAUGAUAAGAGAUCAAACUGAAAAUAACAGAGAGACAUUAGAGGAAAUACAAGAAGAUACCAAGUUGCACAAAGAAACCGAACCCAACAUGGAGGAGGACACACAUAUACCAGAAGAAAAGGAAGAAGACAGCAUCUUUUCUAAGGAAACAGAAAUAGAUGAAACCAUAAAGAUACCAGUAGCAAAUCAAGAUGACAUUAAGCUGUCUAAUGAAACAGAAGUUUGCCAAGAACAUGAUAUACUGACAUCAGGUAAAACUGAAGAAGAUGACAGUUUAUUUAAGGAAACAGAGACAGUACAAGAAAAAAGCACACUUAAAAUAGAUGAAAAUCAAGAUGACAUUAGGGUUUCCAAAGAAACAGAUCAAUAUAGAGAUGAAGAAGAAGUAGAAUAUGCCAGUUUAUCUAAAGAAACAGAGAUUGACCAGGAAGAAAUGACAGAGAUAACAGUAAAAACUGAAGAUGUCAUUAGCCUAUCCAAUGAAGCAGAGAUAGAUCAGGAAGAUAAAGAACAGACAGAACUGGAAAAUCAGUAUGAAAUCAUGGUCUCUAAAGAAAGAGAGUUGCAGAAAGAGGAAGAAAUUUUAGCAUUAGAGAAAACAGACGAAUGCAUCAGCUUAUCUAAAGAAACAGAGUUGAAUGAGGAAGAAUAUCGACAGGCAAUAGUGGAAGAAGACAUCAUCUUACUUAAAGAAGCAGAGACAGACCAGGAUGAAAGCAUGGAAUUAUUCAAAGAAAAAGACACCACUUUAUUGAAACAAAUAAAAAUGGAUGAGGUAGAAGACAAACCAACAACAAUGGAAAUCCAAGAUGACAUCAGGAUUUCUCAAGAAGCAGAAGUGUAUCAGGAGGGGGAGGACACCAUGAUAACAGAGAAAACUGAAGAAGACAGCAAACUAUAUCAAGCAGAUCAGACAAAACAGGAAGGUGAAAAACAUGUAUCAGGAGGAACAGAAGAUGAAACCAAUUUAUUGCAAGAAUUUGAAAACGACCAGAAACUAGAUACACAGAAAUCAUCUGCAAACAAUAAUGAUGCAGUUUUUUCAAAAUCAAUAGAGACAGAACAGGAAGAAAACAAACAGAUUGAAACUGAAACUGAAGAAAACAUUACGCCAUCUGAAGAAACAGAGAUAAAGCUGGAGGAUGACAAACUAAUAACAACAGAAAGUGAACAAAAGGAAUCUGAAGACAUGGUGGUGAACCAGGAGAAACAAAUGCAUAUAUCAGAGGAAACCAAAGAAGAUGGAAUUCAUAUACCUACAGAAACAGAGGUAGAUCAUGAAGAAAGCCAACAGAUAAGAAUGGAAAAAGAAACAGAGGAAGAUGGAGAGGAACAUACACUUACAUCAGAAAAAAAUGAAGAAAAUACUACUUUAUCUGAAGAAAUAAAGACAGGCCAGGAAGAAAUCAGUCAUAUGACAGGAGAAACAGAAGAUGACAUUACUCCCUCUAUAUCAGUAAAAAUAGAACAGGAGAAAAAUGAAGAGAUAAAAGCAGAAAUAGAAGAAGAAGAACAUGAAGAACAAGAAGAAAAAGUGAUAAUGCCAGAGGAAGACAAAGACAUAAGAAUGGAAAGUGAAGAUAUGAUUGAUCAGGAGAAUUAUAUACAUUUAUCAAAGGAAACUGAAGACACUGGUUUAUCUAAAGAAGUGGAGAUACAUAGCAUGGUAAUAGGUAAAGAACAGGAAGACGUUAAAAUAUCAGAUGAAACAGAAGAUAACCAAAUGAAGCACGGUCUCAAUAAAGAAGUAGAAAUAGACCAGUGGGAAACCAUACAUACAGACAUAGAAGUUGAAGAGAAUGUCAGUCUGUCUAUUGAAGCAGAAAUAAAGCAAGAGAAAGCCAAAGAGAUAACAAUGGAAACGGAAGAAGACAUAAUCAUAUCUAAAGAAACAGAAAUCAGUCAGGAGCGAAGCACAAAUGCAUUGGAAGAAGGUGAAGAGCAUAUCAUCCUCUGCAUAGAAAGAGAAAUAAAUCAGGUAGAAGACAAGCACUCAGCAGUAGAAAUUAAAGAAGAUGGACAAACAUCUAGAAAAAGUGAAGAUGGUAUGGAAGAUACCAGCCAAUCUGAAGAAAAACAAUUGGAGAAAGAGCAAAUUUAUCAGAUAUCAGAGGAAAAUGAAGAAGACAGCAGCAACUCUGAAGUUAGUGAGAUAGAGGGUGGCGAAAAGAUAAUAGCUGAAAAUGAAGAAGAUAACAAUCUAUGCAAAGGAACAGAUGUGGAACACAAACUUGCAUCCAUAGUACGUGAAGAAGAAGCCAGCUUCCAUAAAGAAACAGCAAUAAAUCUGGAACAAGUGGAAAAUGAAGGAGAAAAUGGCCCAACUAAAGAAGUUGAAAUUGAACAGGAAGAAGACAUGCAAAUAUCAUGUGAAACUAAAGAAGACACUAUCCAAUGUAAAGAAAAGGUAGCGGAGGAAGGAGAUAUUCAGACAUCUGAGGAAAUUAGAGAAGAAGAUAAAGGAAUUGAGACAGACCAAGCAGUAGAAGAAAAAGAAAGCAUUACUCUUACCGUGGAUACUGAAGAAGACACUAACUUAUCCAAAGAAACAGAGGUGGACCAGAAAUAUUACACAGAGACAUCAAAGGAAAGAGAAGAAGAAGUCCAUUUCUCUGGUGAAACAGUAGCAAACCAGGAAGCAGACAAAUGGACAAGAAUGGAAAUUGAAGAAGACACACAUGCAUCAAGUGAAACUGAAGAUGACAUCAUCCUAUCUAAAGAAAAAGAAACGGAAGAAGAAGAGACCAUUCAGAUAUCAACUGAGAAAGACCAAGAAGUUGGAGAAAUAAUAACAGUGGAAGAUAAAGAAGAUGCUCAAGUAAAAGAGAUAGACCAAAAGGAAGAUGCCGAACUAUCAAUGGGAAGUGAAGAAGUAACAAGUCCAUUUCAGGAAACAGAAAGCACACAGAUUGAAGACACACAUAUAAUAGUGGAAAGUAAGGAUGACAAGAGCCUCUCUGUAGAAACAGAGGCAGGCCAGGAGAAAGAAACACAAAUAUUAGGGAAAGUAGAAGAAGACAUUAACAUCUGGAAUGAAACAGAGACAGAUCAGGGGAAUAAAAUAACGUUAACAGCGGAAAUGGAAGAAAACAUUAGUCUAAAUAAAACAAUAGAGACAGACAAUGAUCAAGACACACAAACAUUAUGUGGAAAUGGAGAAGAAAUAAUUCAACCUAAAAAGACAGAAAACCUCCUGGAAGAAGACAAACAUAUAACAGAGGAAACUAAAGGUUACAGCAGCUGGUCUAAAGAAUUAGAAUCAGACCCACAGAUCAUAAGAGAAGAUGAAGAAAAUAUUAAUGUCUCUGAAAAAACAGAGCGAGACCAGGAUAAAGACACACUGAGUUCAGAGGAACAUCAUGAAGAAACCAACCUCUUUAAAGAGGCAGAGAGUAAAGACUAUGACAAUGAAGGGCUCCCAGACAUAAAGUCAGAUGAUAAACUUAAAGAUAUUGAGGGAGAAUGCUCUGAAGAGAUGAGUGUUGAAGUGCAUGAAUGCAGAGAAAUGCAAGAACACAAAGAUAUAGACAUAUUAGCUGAAAGCGUGGGUGGCAUAUCAGAUGAAGUUCACAAAUCAUUAGAUGAUGAAGUCAAAAGUCAACUUGAAGUGUUUGAUUCAUGUUUACCACAGACAUCAGUGGAAGAACAUGCAUCUGCCACGAAUCAAGAUACAGGGAUCAAAGAUUUUGCUGAUGACACAGUUAGCAUAGAAGAAGGGGAAAUGCUUUCGACAAAGACUAAUGUUGAUUUCACCGCAGAGCUCAAUUUACCCAACAAUCUUUACAAGACUUUUGAAAAUUUGACAGAAUUCAGUGCUAACUCUGAAGACUCUGACUUUUCAGAAGCUGACUCACCCAAUGCAUCUUAUGGUCAUACAGCAAGUAGAGGAAUAAGAACAAUAAUACUCGAUGAAGAACCGCAGCAAGAAGUCGUUGAUAGUCAUUUAACAGAAAUGUACAGUGCAUUUGGAGAUAAUAACGAAAGCAAAGAGUCUGAAACAUUUGAAGAACUGCCAAUAGUGCAACACGAUCAUCAGCUAGAAACGGUUAGUAGUUUUCAUACUCUUUCCAUUGAAGUAAAGCCACAGUUGCUAAUGAAUGGAGAACACAAGGGCAAUGAAAACUCAUGUUCAAACUCUUUGAAUGGAAUUUGCUAUGAUCAGACCAACACCUCUCAGGAUAGUCAAGAAGAUAAGACAGAAGAUUUCCCAGAAGAUGUCAUACACCACUUGCAUGACACGAAGGCAGUAGAAACACUGCAAAAGGGAAAAAUGGAAAUUCCAAUUUAUGCUGAAAGUGAGAGUGAGGAAUUCUUAUCAGAUGAAGAAAAAGUGAAAGGAAUAUGUGCAAGUGAAGAACAAGUAGUGAAAGAUAUCAUUGGCUGUAAAGAAGAAGAAGACAAAGAAAAUGACCAGAAGCAAUAAGUAUGAGAGGAGCUGAAAAAGCAAAAGUAAAAAAGCUGUGCAAGAGAAUGGCCAGUGUUUAAACUUUAACAGUUUGCCUUCUUUUUGGACAUUUUGAGGUUACAAUGUUGUGACUUAAAAUCACUGUGAGUUUUCAUGACCAAAACUUUUUCUGAUGAGCAUUAUCAUUUGAAAAAUUUAAUUUUCAUACUGAUAACUUUUGUGUAAUGUAAUAUGCCUUUGCGUGAAACAUAAAAUAUUUAAACUAUAAUGUUGAGAAGGUCGGAGCUGUAAGAAGACAGAAAAUUAUUUCAAGCAUUGAUCUGCAAAAGUUGUGUGCAUCAGAAGAACAAACAGACAAAACUUAAAAGUCAACAGAGAAUAACGCAUGAAACAAAUCAAAUUAGAAUAUUAUUUAUAAAGAAAGUUUCAUAAUAAUGUCAAAAAGAAGAACUGUAAAAUCUAACUGGAAGAGUGAAAAUGUCAAAAGGCAAUAAAGCAGAAACUUGCCUACUUACUGUAUGCCAUUUUGGACAAAUGAACUGAGAAGAGUUAGAUGGACAAACAUCUGAACCUUAAAAUUCUGACACGAGAAAGAGAGACAUAGUUAUGCUGUGUCAACAGUUGCAACGGCAAAAACUGUUGUGCUAACAACACCUGCAUUUACACUAAGUACAUAUUUUCAGUUAAAAGAGUUUAAAUUGAUUGUUUAGAAUUUGACUAAAUAUAUUCCAACUAUUAGUACCCCAUGUCUACAUUUAAUUGACUGUCAGCAUGAAGUUAGACCUGUAUGAUUGUGGACACACUACAAAAAGAUAUCCUUUAUGAACUGCA